Sceloporus undulatus (fence lizard) is the source of this 3540-nucleotide messenger RNA. It is a transcript of the gene DDX20, whose product is annotated as DEAD-box helicase 20. The record is from RefSeq and is a predicted model, not a curated record. Gene Ontology annotation, molecular function: RNA helicase activity; RNA binding; ATP binding. Bases 867 to 2813 code for a protein of 648 amino acids. Gene Ontology annotation, cellular component: SMN complex. The transcript has 9 exons. NCBI's taxonomy places the organism in Eukaryota, Metazoa, Chordata, Lepidosauria, Squamata, Phrynosomatidae. Gene Ontology annotation, biological process: spliceosomal snRNP assembly.
CAGGCAGCCCUGUUGGAGCUAGCCUGCCUCUCUCUCCCUCAAGAUGGUGGCUGAAGGGAGGGCUUGUCUUCUUCCAGGCAGGCCUGUUGGCGCGGCUUCAUUUUCCUUAGCCAGAAGGAAGUGUGUGCACUCACUGCAGGCUGAAGAAAACCAAGCUGGGAAGGGAAGGACUGCAAGUACUCCCCGCGGGCUGAAGAAAUCCAAGCCACAGAGAAGUCUGGGCCCAGUACUCCCCUUCCCGGCUUGGUUCUACUCAGCCUGCGGGGAGUGCAAGCACUCCCUGCGGGCUGAGGAAAUCAAGCCACGGAGAAGAGGGUAGGGCCAACUCCCAGCUUGGUUCUCCUGAGCCUGUGGGGAGUGCAUGCACUCCCCGCGGGCUGAAGAAAUCCAAGCCACGGAGUAGAGGGCUGGGCCCAGUCCUCCCCUUCCGGGCUUGGUUCUCCUCAGCCUGUGGGGAGUGCAUGCACUUCCUGCGGGCUGAAGAAAUCCAAGCCGCAGAGUAGAGGGCUGGGCCCAGUCAACCCCUUCCCAGCUUGGUUCUCCUCAGCCUGUGGGGAGUCCGCACACUCCCUGUGGGCUGAGGAAAUCCAAGCCACCAAGGAGGAAGGGAGGAGGGGAAGGGAGGCGAGGGAGUUUUGUCCCCCAGUGGUGGUGCCCUAGAUGCUUUUCCAGUAGUUCUCUAAAAUUUUGGGGGGGUGGAGCACUGUAGCAGUGGGGGACUCUACAGGAAACUGAAUAGGCUGCCCUUUGUUUGCUUUUGCUCUGUUUUAUUCAGAGUUUGACCUUUGUUUCAGAUUUUAGUUUUGGCUCCUACCCGAGAGAUUGCUGUACAGAUACAUGCAGUUAUUACAACUAUUGGGAUCAAAAUGGAAGGCUUGGACUGUCAUGUUUUCAUUGGAGGCACACCUUUAAACCAAGAUAAAAUAAGGCUGAAAAAAUGCCAUAUAGCAGUUGGCACGCCUGGUCGUAUAAAGCAACUCAUAGAGCUGGACUACCUGAAUACAGCCAGCAUCCGCCUCUUCAUUCUUGACGAAGCUGACAAGCUUCUGGAAGAAGGCAGUUUUCAGGAGCAAAUCAACUGGAUUUAUUCUUCUUUGCCAGCUAAUAAGCAGAUGCUGGCUGUUUCAGCCACAUAUCCUGAAUCCUUGGCCAAUACUUUGACUAGGUACAUGAGAGAUCCCACUUUUGUCAGGCUGAAUCCCACUGACCCAAGUCUCAUUGGAUUGAAGCAGUACUUCAAAGUUGUGAAUUCUCAUCCAUUGCCUCAUAAGACUUUUGAGGAGAAGGCUGAACAUUUACUGGAGCUAUUCAGCAAGAUUCCUUUCAACCAGGCCCUAGUCUUCUCGAAUCUACAUAGCCGUGCCCAACACCUUGCAGACUUGUUGACAUCUAAAGGUUUUCCUGCUGAGUGUAUUUCAGGCAGUAUGAAUCAGAACCAGCGACUUGAUGCCAUGGCUAAACUAAAGCAGUUCCAUUGCAGAGUCUUGAUUUCAACUGAUUUGACAUCCCGUGGUAUUGAUGCUGAGAAGGUGAAUUUAGUCAUCAACUUAGAUGUGCCUUUGGACUGGGAAACGUACAUGCAUCGGAUUGGAAGAGCAGGACGCUUUGGAACCUUAGGACUAGCAGUGACGUAUUGCUGUCGUGGAGAAGAAGAAAACUUGAUGAUGAAAAUUGCACAGAAAUGUAACCUCCAGCUUCUUUCUUUACCAGAACCUGUACCCCCUGAGCUGAUGGAACAGUUUGAAAGUUGGGAUGUAGAAGUCACUGCUGUCCCAUACCCCAAUGCUUCACUGUGUGCAUCUUCAUUACCAAUUAAAAAAGGAGAAGGGACAAUGCAGCAUAAAACAGUAAGCCCCAAAGCACAGGCUUCUCAUGUUGCUUGUAAAAAUGCUCCUGCAGCACAAUCAAAACAGGUUCCCAGACAAAAGCAGCUGCUUAAAAGCAGAGUGGAUCAUAAUGAGGCAGCACUAACUGGGAAUCUGCAGUCUUCUCAUAGAGUCUCACAGCAGAAACUCCAGAUGGAACCUGAUCUUCCAACUGCUGGGCAAGUUAGCAAUCCAGUAGACAGGGAAACUUUACAAAAUAUGCUCCCUAAGAUCCCUUGCUUAUCAUCUUUUAAGAAUUAUCAGUUUACCAAUUCAUGGAGCAUGGCUGAGUUUGUUGAGGAUUAUGAAUACUUCAUUAAGGAAGGAUUAGAAAGAGAAGUGGAGAUUCUAAGAAGCUACACUGGGCCUGGAGAACAGCAUAAGCACCCAAAACAUGAUACCUGUAAUUCAACAGGAAUGGAAUCUAGCAUAAACGUUGCAACAACAUCUGGGGAAUGGACUGGAGAAUCUGACAGUGACAGUAGCUCUUGCAAUUCUGGGUCAUCUGCAUAUGGCCAGAAGGAACAAUCCUAUGUUAAAAGCUCUUCAAAUACACUGCAGAGAGACAAAGUGCUUUCAACAAAUCGGACUGUUCAGAGAAACACUCAGGAAUUCAGUAGCCCUGAACCAGAGAAGUUCCAAGAAACACCUCUGAUCCAGAAAAAGAUGAAACAGAGUGUGAAACAAAGCAAAGAGAAGAGGCAGAGCCACUGUGCUCCCAUUGUCAAGCCCGCCAAGAAAGACAGUUCAGAAAAUGCACUCCAUGACAAAUGUUUGGAGAACCAGAGUUCUGAGGAAUACUGGAGAUCAUAUUAUCGAACAUGGCGGGACUAUUAUGCAGAGGCAUCUCGUUCAUACUAUCAAGUAUACCGAAGACCAGUGAACAUGCUGACUGCCUAUCAUGCCAAUGCAGUGUAUUUUGAAGAGUUGUUGAAGGGUGAUGGAUAAUGGGAACGUGGUGAGAUUGUUCCCUCACCUAAAUAUAUUGAUACCUUUGGUCACUUUUCUUUGAUUCACACAUUGCUUCAUGUCAUUUUUUCUUUCCAUUUAUAUACUGUUUUGCAUAUUCUCCACAAGGUGAAAUGGUUUAGCGGUGUUGCUAAAAACAGUGUAAAAAUGUUAGCAUUUUUUUUUCUUUCUGUAGAAAGAGUUUUUCGUAGUAUUACAGCCAACCUGCUUUGCUGCCAUUAGCUACAUGAUAAAUACGUAACUCAUGGCCUCUGUUUUACUUUUUGGGGGGGUAUACAAUUAGACAAGAACAUUUUCUUAGUAAAUACUGCAUUCUCUUAGGGUCUAACAAACUCAUUUCUAGACCUCAGAUCUAGGAUAGGCUGGCUGCUAAAAUAUAUUGCCAUUUCUUAUCUCUUCCCUGUGAUUUCAGAUUAGUUAAAUGUGUACUUGUAGAAGCUUUUGGGGAUUGAUUUACCUUCUCAAUACAUCUGUGUCUUUGGUCAGAAUUAUUCCCCAGUGAUCCACCUUAAUAUCUCACAUACUUAGAAGUGGCUAUCAGAGGUAGCAAAGUCCCAUAUUUUCCAGCCAGCAUGAUUAGGUAGGGGAUUCUGUUCUGGAGAGGCUCAGUCUGAGCCCUUUCUGUAAGUACUUGAAUCGUAAGCUGUUGUAUGACAAAAAGAUGACAAAGAAUUUUUAGAAUGAAAAUAAGACAUGUUUUCCUGAG